Molecule: messenger RNA, 2577 nt
Organism: Dictyostelium purpureum
Lineage: Eukaryota; Evosea; Eumycetozoa; Dictyosteliales; Dictyosteliaceae
Exons: 3
Coding region: 1-2577 (858 amino acids)
Source: RefSeq, a predicted model, not a curated record
AUGCAUGACAUUGAUGUACCAAUUCAAAUAAAUAUGCUAUUCCUUCCACCAACAAACGAAAUUAUUAGAGUUGAUAGUAACUCUAAACAACAGCAACAACAGCAAAUAAAUAAUGAAAAUGAAAAUACAAUAAAUAUUAAUAACAAUAAUAAUAAUAAUAAAGAUACAGUUACAAAAGCACCACCAACCAAUACAAACACGUCAUCUGAUUGGACCACCAAGUUUAGUAACUUAUUCUCACAAAUUACAAAAAAAAAGAAAUCAAAUUACGAAUUAGAAAUUGAUGCAUUAAAAGAUGCUUUUUUAUUAAAUAAACCAAUUAACAAUGAAGAGGGUAUUUUAAUCUAUACACUAAACAAAACAAAAAAAUAUAUUCAUUCUUUAGCAGAAUUAGAUAUUGGUUAUGUAUAUUUAACUGAAAAGGAAACACCAAUUAUAAGACAAAAUGAAGAUGAAAUUAUUUUAGCAAAUAAAAUUAUUAUUCAAGCAAAUACAAUGAAACAUUUUUCGAUUAAAGGAAUAUUACAAGUUGAAAUUGCUACAUUAGCAGUCGAAACAUUUACAAAAAGAAAGCUGUCACAAGGUCAUUUGUUAUUAGAAGAGGAUGGAUUGUUAUGUGCUAUUAUUUAUAAAAUGGAUCAAUUAAUAACAGAUACUAUUUAUUGUAAUCAAGAUGAUACAGUUAUGUUACAACGUUUACCAGGCAACGACGGUAUUAGAUUCCGUUUUAGUGGCGAAUAUAAUAAACAACAAGUUCAACAGGCUAUGUUGGCAUUCUCGCAACCAUCAGAUCCAUUGGUCUGGAAAAGAAUUAUUGUACUAAAGGAACAGCAACAUCAUUCAAGUACCAAUUUUACUGGUGAUAGUGUUACCACUCGUUUCUUAAAUAGACUUUCGACAAAAAGCAAAGAGGAAAUUAAUGAACUUAAAGCCAAAAGAGAAAAUACCAUUUUGAAAUUAAAGAACCGUAUGAAAAUUGAUUGGGAAUGGAAAUAUACCUCCAGUUCAACUGAAGUACCAGAACCACCAACCUUUAUCGAUAAUAUGGUUAACCGUGUCAAAGAAAAAAUUUCAAGUAAUAACAAGUUAUCAGAUUUAUUAAAUUCAGCAAAAAAAUCAGCUGUACCAAAGGAUACCACCUUAUCAAACCCACCAAGUCCAUUUUUAGAUAGUGCUAAUAAAAUUACUGCUGCCACUGUUAAAAAUGAAAAUGAAAUUAUUAAAAAAUCAAUUUCUACACCACAAGAAGAGGAUAUACUCCCAGACUUUGCCUCAUUAUCUUUAGGAUCAGACAACCCAGCUCCAAUUUGUGCUCCACCACCACCUCCACCUCCACCUCCACCACCACCACCACCAGCUGUUAUGAAAUUACAACGUAACGCAUUAAAUACACCAAAGAAAGCUGGUGGAUCUUUAACUCCAAUGCAAAAGAAAAUGAGACAACUUCAUUGGAAUGCUAUUCCAAAAGAAAAAUUAAAAGAAACAUUCUGGGAAAAUCUUUCACCUGUUAAAGGUAAUGAUAAUGAUCAAACUUUAGUAGAAUCAUGGUUUUCACUUUCUCCUUUAGCUAAAGAUAAAUUAAAUGCAUCAAACAACUCUUUAGCCUCAUCAUCAAACUCUGUCGAAGCACCCAUUCCAAAUAUCAAAGUUACUAUCCUUGACUUACGUAGAUCCAAUAAUAUCUGUAUUCUUUUAUCACAAUUCAAGUUAUCAUACGGUGCAAUCAAAGAGGCCGUCCUCUGUUUCGAUAACGAUAAACUCUCUGUAGAACAAUUAAUUGCUCUUGAUGCCAUGUUACCAAUCACCGAAGAAGAGUACCUUUUAUUAAGUGCAUACAAUGGAGAUAAAGAUAAUGUUGGUAAUGCCGAAAGAUUCUUAUUGGAAAUGAUGUCAAUUAACCACUUACAACAAAAAAUUAAAUGCUAUCUCUUUAAACUCGAGGUUGAUUCCCUUAUGCAACAAAUCCAAGCUAACCUCGAAACUCUUUCAAAAGCCAUCAACCAAUUACGUGAAAGUAAGAAGUUUAUAAAGGUAUUAAAAGUUAUAUUCCACAUUGGUAGUAUCUUAAAUCGUGGUACCUAUCUUAACUCCACCAAAGGUUUUAAACUAGACUCAUUAUCAAAGCUUUCAGAAACCAAGAGCAAAGAUCAAAAACAUACUGUUGUAGAUUUUAUAGAAAUAUAUAUCCGUGAAAAUCAACCAGAACUUUUACAAUUCUAUAAUGAAUUAGAUUUAGUAGAAAAAGUUGCACAAUUAUCAUUGGAAAGUAUUUUAGAGGAAGUUUCUGAUAUUGAUAAUAAAUUUAAACAAGUUCAAGAAGAAAUAAGCUAUCAUGAAACCAUACCAGAAUCACCAAUUCACAAAGAUACCUUCAACGAAAUUAUGAAGCCAUUCUAUACAACAACAAAUACAACUUUUAAUACAUUAAAACAAUUCUCCCAAGAUACUCAAAAGCAAUUCCAAGACUGUUGCAUCUAUUUUGGAGAAGAUGGCACAAUCUCAUCAAAAGAUUUCUUUUCAAAUAUUAUUAAAUUUACAAUUUCAUUUAAAAAUAGUAAUUUAAAACAAUCAAAAUAA